GUAGAAUUUCACUGGAAAAAAGUUUUGCCAUGAUAGACUAAUAAUUGAACAAAAAAUUUAAUAGUUAUCAGAUGUUUUUAGCAAAAGAAAGUUGGUCGUUUAAUGAAUUUGAUAUAAAAACAAUGGUUGAACUUCUUACAUUUCAAUUAUUGACCUUAUUUAAGUUUCCUUGCUCACCCAAAAUGUUAUAUAUUGAACUUAUUCUAUUGGCUAAAACCACCAAUUAACUAUCAAAAUUCAAGGUGCGAUCUUGUAUUACACUUCAAAAGUUAGGUUAUAGGUUACUUCUGUUUUGGUUUUGGAUUUCAUAAUUAGGGGUUAAAAAUGACAUUCUAACUGAGAUCUCUGCUGUAUUUCAAGUUAUGCUAUGCAUUGAAUACAUGAUCAACUUCUCAUGUAGAAUGCUUCUUUACAUGGCAGAGAUGUUGCGGGUGGCAUGAUGUCCAAUCAAGGUUUUGGUGAAUUUGACAAGCUGCAGCUUCAAACUCCUAAACCUGCUGCCAAAUGUUACUGGGACAGGAUAUGUUGGCGGGAAUGCACUUGCUCAAUAGUGGUCAAGUGGAUCCCCCGCAGUGACAGUGGACUGGCAAGGCAACUUUUUGGACCUAGAGGUAAUUUCCUGAAACGGGCUGCCAUAUUAUAUAUCAGUGAGAAAGGAUCUAUUAAUGAUCCAGGCAAGGAAGUGAAACUAGGAGGAAGGCCAGCCGCUGAACACCUGAAUGAAUUAUUUAUGUUGAUGAUACAAGGCUGAGAGAGGAAAUUAUAGAAGAAUAUCUCAAACCAUUGCAGUUGUGUGAAAUAGCUAUGCUGAAUUCAGUUUCAUAGGAGGUAGUUUUGGGCUAAAUGGUAGUGUAUCUCCGUUCAAUUAAAGCAGAGCGCAACAUGCGAAAACAGGCAGAUGAGUGCUUGAGUUUUUGCCUUCCUACAACUGUUUCAACUCCACACCAGAAAUUCAUGGCUUUUGAAUGCCCUGCAAUACAUCUCAGUUUAGCAAAGCUACAAAAAGAAUGGGCCAACAGUUCAUGUGUUGAUCUUUCUUGUGGGUUUUCUUUUAUUUCGUGUUCUUUUUAUUACAUUUUCAAUUUUAUUUUUAAACAGCAACAGACAAAUGAAAAUAUGCACUUGAUUUUUAGGUUCUGGAGAGGUGAGCUUUUUCCUGUAAACAUUAUGCAUUAAUUGAAUUUGUUCUUGUGUUAUUGAUAAUA
Molecule: messenger RNA, 1205 nt
Organism: Ziziphus jujuba (common jujube)
Lineage: Eukaryota; Viridiplantae; Streptophyta; Magnoliopsida; Rosales; Rhamnaceae
Product: KH domain-containing protein At2g38610-like
Exons: 4
Coding region: 437-751 (104 amino acids)
Source: RefSeq, a predicted model, not a curated record